This is a messenger RNA of Trichechus manatus latirostris (Florida manatee), 4363 nucleotides long. RefSeq names its product zinc finger and SCAN domain containing 20 (gene ZSCAN20). The transcript has 8 exons. The record is from RefSeq and is a predicted model, not a curated record. Bases 204 to 3353 code for a protein of 1049 amino acids. Lineage: Eukaryota; Metazoa; Chordata; Mammalia; Sirenia; Trichechidae.
AUUCCCGGGGUGGCGCCGAUCGGACUCCGCGUCCCAGAAUUCUCUGCGCGAACCCUGGAGCACUUCCGCCCUGUUGUGAAGUGGGUGUCUCGUGCUUUGGGCAGCAACCCCUUUCUCAGGAGCCCCCUUGGAGGAUACACCCUAAAUGCAGGAAGAAGUCAGAAGAGGACAGCCCAGCUGAAGUGAGACAUCCAGGCUAGACCAUGGCUGUGACCCUGGAAUCCCAGGCCCAGGCCUCUCCACUGCCAGAGCCUGAAGGACUUCUGAUUGUGAAACUGGAGGAGGACUCGUGGGGAUCAGAACCCAAAUCUUGGGAGGAAGACCAGGACCCUGUCCCUGUCCCUGAGGCCUCCCGCCAGCGCUUUAGGCAGUUCCAGUACAGGGAUGCAGCUGGACCGCAUGAGGCCUUCAGCCAGCUCUGGGAGCUCUGCUGUCGCUGGCUGAGGCCGGAGAUCCGCCUGAAGGAGCAGAUCCUGGAGCUGCUGGUGCUGGAGCAGUUCCUGACUAUCUUACCCAGGGAGGUCCAGACCUGGGUGCAGGCGCGCCACCCUGAGAGCGGCGAGGAGGCAGUGGCCCUGGUGGAGGAUUGGCACCGAGAGGUCCGGGCUGCACAGCAGCAGGAACUGGAAUUGUGUGCAGAGACCAGGUCCUUAAUGGCAAUGCAGGAAUCACGGAACUUCCAGCUGCAGCCAGAGGAUCACUGGCCUGAGGAACAGUCCCAGAAGCAGUGGGUGAAGAAUCAAAAUCCUGACCUUCCCAAGCACCUAAACACCAAGAUGGUGCCACAGUCUUUGAAAGAGAGAGCUGUCCUCACUUCUCACCUCCUUACUCUCCCGAAGAUGGGGAGCAUUGGCCAUUGGGAGGUGCCCACUGAGUCCCAGGAAGCCCUGGGACCUAGAAAACACACUGAGAAGGAGUUCUGCAAGGACCCCUCAAGAGAUGACUGUAGGGACAGCGUGUCUCUGGAAGUUCUAGUUUCAAAACCAAAUAGCACCUCCCAACGAAAGCAAGCACGAGAUUUUUGGGGUCCAAACAUUAUAAGUUCUUGGAAAAGGAACACUGCUGGAGAUUAUAACCUGGGUAAUGAACAAGCAAAAUCAGCUCAGACAUUGGCCUGGAAGGACUCAAGGACCUGGGAAGAACAAUACCAAUGGGAUGUGGAAGACAUGAAGGUGUCAGGUGUUCACUGGGGCUAUGAGGAGACCAAGACUUUCCUGGCUAUUCUGAGUGAGUCUCCCUUCUCUGAAAAGCUCCGGACUUGUCACCAGAACCGCCAGGUGUACCAGGCCAUUGCAGAGAGGCUCAGGGCACGGGGCUUCCUGCGGACACUAGAGCAGUGUCGCUACAGGGUCAAAAACCUCCUACGGAAUUACCGGAAAGCCAAAAGCAGCCACCCGCCAGGGACCUGCCCCUUCUAUGAGGAGCUGGAGGCCCUAGUGAGGGCUCGGACCGCCAUUAGAGCCACGGACAGCCCAGGAGAGGCUGUGGCACUCCGUAGGCUGGGGGAUAGUGAUGCAGAGGUAGAAGAGCAAGAGGAAGGGGGCUGGGAGCCCGAGGAAACAGCAGAAGACUGUAAUGGUGAUGACCUGGCCAUUGAUGAGUCCGUCCAGGGGCCCAGGAUUCCAGGGGGCCCAGCUCUAUUCCAGAGUCGUAUUGCAGGUGUGCACUGGGGCUACGAAGAGACCAAGGCUUUCCUGGCAAUUCUCAGCGAGUCCCCAUUCUCUGAAAAACUUCGCACCUGUCACCAGAACAGCCAGGUGUACCGGGCUAUUGCAGAGCGGCUGUGUGCGCAGGGCUUCCUGAGGACACUGGAACAGUGUCGCUACAGAUUCAAAAACCUCCUUCGAAGCUACCGGAAAGCCAAGAGCAGCCACCCACCAGGGACGUGCCCCUUCUAUGAGGAACUAGACUCGUUGAUGAGGGCUCGCACUGCGGUUAGAACCAUGGGGACCCUGAGGGAGGCUGCAGGCCUCCUCAUGUCUGGACAGAACAGUACGGAGGCUGAUGACCAGGAGGCCUGGGACGAGAUGGCAGAUGAAGAUGUCAUCAAACCUCCAACCCCAUGUCCUAAAACCCCGGACACUGGUUUUGAAUUGAGGCAUGAGGAUGAAGACCAGAUUUCAGAGCAGGAAAUUUUUGAGGAUUUUCCUGGAGCAUUAUCAAAAUGCACUGCAGAGGAUGUUCUCCACGCUCAUGACUGGGAGGAAGAUAGUGAAAAUGAAAAUGAAAGUGAAAGACAGUGGGGAAAUCCCACUCAGGAACAGUGGGAAAAAUCUUCUUCUGAAGAGGACUUAGAAAAACUUAUCGACCAUCAAGGCUUGUACCUGGCAGAGAAACCCUACAAGUGUGACACAUGCAUGAAAACCUUCAGUCGGAGCUCCCACUUCAUUGCUCACCAGCGGAUCCACACAGGUGAGAAGCCCUACAAAUGCCUUGAGUGUGGGAAAAGCUUUAGUGACCGCUCUAACCUCAAUACCCACCAGAGAAUCUACACUGGAGAGAAGCCCUACAAAUGCCUUGAAUGUGGGAAAAGCUUUAGGGACCACUCCAAUCUUGUCACUCACCAGAGAAUCCACACUGGGGAAAAACCCUACAAAUGUGGGGAAUGUUGGAAAAGCUUCAACCAGAGCUCAAACCUGCUAAAACAUCAAAGAAUCCACUUUGGAGGAAAUCCUGGCAACUGUAGUGAGCCUGAGGAAAGCUUUGGCCAAAGCUCAUCAUUUAGUGCUCACUGGAGAAACUCUACAGAGGAGACAUCUCCUGAACAACCUUCAAGUGGAAGCAGUGUCAGUAAGAACUUAAAUUCUCCUGGAACGCACAUCACCAACUCAGGGGAAAAACUUUAUCAAUGUUCUGAAUGUGGAAGAAGCUUCUCUAAGAGCUCUGCCCUCAUUAGUCACCAAAGAAUCCAUACGGGAGAGAAACCAUAUGAGUGUACUGAAUGUGGGAAAAGCUUCAGCAAGAGCUCCACCCUGGCUAACCACCAGCGAACCCACACUGGGGAGAAGCCAUAUAAGUGUGGAGACUGUGGGAAGUGCUUCAGUGAGCGCUCCAAGCUGAUCACACACCAGAGGGUGCACACAGGAGAGAAGCCCUACAAAUGCCUCGAGUGUGGGAAAUUCUUCCGUGACCGUUCUAAUCUCAUUACUCACCAGAGGAUUCACACAGGAGAGAAGCCUUAUAAAUGCAGAGAGUGUGGGAAAUGCUUUAACCAGAGCUCCAGUCUUAUCAUUCAUCAGAGAAUCCACACUGGGGAGAAGCCCUACAAGUGCACUGAGUGUGGCAAAGAUUUCAACAACAGCUCUCACUUCAGUGCCCAUCGGAGAACCCAUUCAGGAGGGAAAACAUCAUAGGAGACACCUCCCCCCACAACAAAAGAGAGAGAAAUGUAUAUUUAAAACUCCCAAGAUCUUAAGAUGUAUGCUUGAAAGAAACAUUCUCAAUUUUUAAGCUUAGUGUGUGCCUAAGGAAGUUAUCUUGGUAUAAUACUACUAAUUUGGAAGUGAAUUACAGAUACUAAGGAUCUAUAUUUGAAGGCACUUUUCUUAAAUGUGAAUUGUUUUUCUCCUAUAAAAUACCCACACACAAUCCUCAGGUAGUCCUUACAUUUGCUGUUGUGUCCCUGGUGGCACGAAUGGUUGACUAUUCACCUAAAGAUUUGUGAUUCGAACCCACCCAUCGACGCCAGGGAAGAGAGGCCUGUUGAACUGGUUCCAUGAAGAUAAUAGCCAAGAAAACCCUAUGAAGCAGUUUUGCUGUGUAGUGCAUGGGGUCGCAAUGAGUCAGAUUUUAAGAGCUUUAACAAUGUUUGAGCCACACUGGUAACUUACGGCCUCCAGAGGUAAAUCAAUGAUCUUGAGCAUAGAUCCAAACCUUUGGUGUGCGUUCACACUGUUGUUUGUAUACACACCCCAUCGGCCGUGGUUCUCAUACAUGGCGACUUUCAGUCGGGGCUUACAGUCACUGGAGAACUUUGAGACUGUGGUGAGAUGGGCAUAGUUGAGAAUCAGAGGUCUGAAGCAGGCCACCAUGAGCUCAGCAAAGAGUAGGAACAAUAGUGACCUCACUAAAUCAUUACUAAUAGCAAAAAUAGCCAGGACUUAUUGAGCGUUUGCUUUUUGGUAGGCUUGGUGUUAAAGCACUAUCUACUUCAUUCCAUUUAAUUCUCACAGCAGCCCCAGGAGAUGGGUACUAAUAUUCUCCUCACUUCUCAGAGGAGGAAACUCAAGAAAGUUAAAUAACUUGCUUCAGGUCACACAUCUGAAAGUGUCAGAGGCAGAAUUCAACCAGAUCUGUCUUUCUCCAGAGCCUUAGGUGCUCUUCUGUACUGAAUUCCCUUCCCCAUUAAGGCAGGUAUCUCAGG